AUGGACAAACCUGAACAACAACAGUUUAAUCGUGCUAUAACUUUGCCUGUUGAAUUAUCGUCACUGCGCAGUUCCCUCCACCAAACUCAAUCAUCCCAAGACUUAAAACAGACUUCACAGGCUUUUCAAGACCCUGAAGAUUGGAAAGAAGAGCGUCAGCUUCUUAUCGACAUGCUUGAAAAAAACCAAAAAUUAACUUUAUCGACCCAGCAGAACUGGAUCAAGGAAAAAGGAGAGCUGGAGUCCCAGCAUAGAAUUAUAGAGCAAGGAUAUAAAAGACAAGCUGAUAAUUACAGAGAAGAAAUAAAGCUAUUAAAGCUUGAAUGUGAUCGCUUAAGAAGCACAAAGGGAAGCCAAAAAGAAGGAGACCUUAGAAUACAAUUAAUGAAAGAAAUAGAAAGGCUUGAGGCUGCAGGUGAAGAUAGAGAGCAAGAGCUGACUGAAGAAAUAGAAAAGCUUAGGCAAGAAAUUAGAAACUUGACUAUGAAGCAUGAAGAAAAAGAAAAAAAGUUUAAAGAAGAAAAAAGCUUUUUAACUGCCAAAACCCAAGUCGUUCAAAAAGACAACAGAAGGGCCGAUUUUGACUUAAAAAGAAGCUAUGAUGAGCUCAUGCUAAGAUUUGAAAAGGCCAAUGAAGAAAUAGAAAGAAGAAAAGAGGAAACAGAAAAAAUGAGAAGUGAAUAUGAAGACCGAAUCAGAGGACUUAUCAAGCAGAAAAAUGAAGGAGAAGAUAUUUGGCUAAAAGAAAAGAAAAGCUAUAUGUCAGGGACAAGCAGAAUUGAAGAAGUUAUGAAAGAAAAAGAAAAAAUGAUGGAAACUCAACUUAAUGAUCUUAAAAAAGCUAACGAAUCAGAACUCCAAAUUUAUGCCAAACAAAUCGAAGCCCUAGAGCAAGAAAGAAACAACCUAGAAAAAAGGCUGAAACUUUUAACAUCAACCUCAGACCUCAAAGAAAACAAAUCAGAAUCAGAAGUCGAAAGACUGCGCUCUGCCAAUACAAGAAUCCUCGAAAUCAGCCAAAAGCGAGAAAGCAUCUUGGAGUCCCAGCUUGACUCCCUUAGAAAUGACAUCCAAAAUUUGCAAACCCAAUUUGAGGCACGUGAAAAUAUUUUUAUUUCUGAAGUCAGUGAACGAUCCCACGACCUUGAGAAAUGCCACGACAUCAUUAUGCAGCAAGAAAAAAUCAUUGAAGGAGGAGAAGUCAUGUCGGUUAAUACUGCAUUAAGAUCUGAAGUAAAAACUUUGCAUGAGCAGCUGCAGGGGAAAAAUGAACAAAUCCAAAGCUUACGUGAAAUGUAUAUAUCAAGCAAACAAUCAGAGCGCAGAAGUAUAACCCGCGCUAUUUCGUCAGCACAAGCACUAUUAGAUGAUGUGGUAAAGCAGCAAAACGCAUUUUUAAAGGCAGAAUUAGACUAUAAAGCAGAGCUUUUGAAGCUUGAAGAACAGUCGAGUUUGACUGACUCCCCCCCCUUUAAAUUGGAACUAAAAAUUUUGCUCCAAUUUAAAGGGGGGGUUAAUUUUUUUUUUUUAAAAAAAAAUAUCAAUAUAAAAUAUUUUGUAAAAAAAUAUAAAAAUUUAAAAAAAAAAAAAAUUUCAAAAACUUAUCGAAUUAGAUCUAUAAAUUUGUUUAAUAAAACGCUAUUUACUCUUUAUCCUUUAAAACAAAGCAAGAUAUAACUAAAUUUUCAUUAUUAGUUAAUACGCCACUAUUAAUUGGUAUCAAAAUUAUUUACACAAAAAUUUUUUAUUUUUAUUGAUAAAAAAAAUUAAAAAAAAAAAAUUUUUGGAAAAUUUAUCGAUCAAAGUGCUAAUUUUUGUUUAAAUAAGAUGUUAUUUAUACUCUAUUCUUUAAAAUAAAGCAAGAAAUAAGUAAAUUUUGAAAUUUUAUAAAGAAUUCCUAUUGAAUUUAUAUCAAAACUAUUUAAAUAAAAAAUAUCAUUUUUAUUAAAAAAAAAAAAAAAUUUUUUGAAAAUUUUGAAAAAAAAAAAUUAAUUUUUUUUUUUAAAAAUUCACCAAUUAAGGAUAAUCAAUUUAUUUAAAUAAGAUGCUCUUUAUACUUUCUUCUUUAAAAAAGAGCAAGAUAUAAUUAAAUUUUUAAUUUUAGUUAAGAAGAAACAUUUAACUUAUAUCAAAACUUUUUAGAUAAAAAUUAUAUAUAAUUUUUUAUUAUAAAAUUAAAUUUUGUUCCAAUUUAAAGGGGUUAAUUUACCAAAAAAGUGGAAAUUUUUACCGAUAUUUUGUUCCAAUUUAAAGGGGGGGGGAGUGAGAAAAAAUAUUUGACAGAAAUUGCAGGAAUUACAGCUGAGCUACAAAGUACAAGAAAUGAGCUGGAGAAUUUAAAAAAUAAAAAACUUGAGCAGCAAGUCUCUGAUCUUCAAGAAAAGCUAAUGGGCUCUCAAGAAGAGCUAGAUCAUGCUAAAAAGAAUAUUGUAAACUACCUUAUUUCGAUUAAAACUCUAGAAGAAACUAUAGAUGCUAGAAAGGAGCAAAAUGCUGACUUCGACCAAAAUGACCAAAUAAAAAAGCUUGAGCUAGAAAUUGCCAGGCUAAAUGGUGAAAACCAAAGUCUAGUAGAAAGCAGAAACAAGCUUGAAGAUUUUUAUUCAUCAGAAAUGAAAAAAGCUCACUUGCAGCUUGACAAAAAAAGUCAUGAGCUGGAGCAAGCAUACUCAAGACUUGACAGAUUGAAAAAUAUUAAAGCAAAUAAAGAUGUGGAAGCUUUGAAAGCAUGGGAAACCCGCCAAGCUGCCCAACAAAAAUUAUUGCAGUCAAUGGAAAACCAGCUUAAAGCACUAAAUGCUCAAACAAUAUCAAUGAAAAAAUUGAAAAGCAUUGGGGAGACUUUGGAAAACAAUGAGCUUGAGCUAUUGAGGGCUGAGGUUAAUGAAAAAGAAGAGUGGGUAGAGAAUAUGAAAGAAGCAAUAGAAAAAGAAAAGGCAGAAAUGGCAGCUGAAAUUAAGAGGCUUAGAGGGAUGUUUGAUUCUAUUAGUGUUGGACAAGAAUAUAGAGCGAAAAGGAUUGAAGAAGAGUUUAGUUUGGUAAGCAUUGAGAGAAAGAGGCUUCAAGAAUUAAUAAUCAAGCUUCAGCAGCAAUUAGAUGCAGAUGGAGCAAAAUCAUCAUCAUGGGAGUUCAAUGGAAACAAACAGAAAAUUCUGGAAAGCAGCUACAGUGAAAGUAUAGAAAUAAUGAAAGAAGAAAUAGAGUCUCUUAAAGACCAGCUAGACCGGGAAAGAUCAAUAUCUAGAAGAGAUUUAGAUAACACCAAAUCUUCCCUAACAAACGAACUUAACACUCUUCGGCAGCUAGAAGAUGCCAUGAGUCAGCACUUAGCCUCUCAGCAAGAUCAAAUCACAAAUCUCACCCAAACGCUCCAAAAGCAAAAAGAAAUCCAUGAAAAAGAAAUUUCUCAAUGCCACCUAGAAAUCAAAAUCCUCCAACAAGCUGCCAAAGAGCGCGUUGACUACUUAAGAAAUGAAAAAAGACAGCUAAGUGUCGAAGUUAACCGCUUAACCUCACUUGCAAAUAAAAAAGAUGAUCAAGCCAAAGCAGAACUCCAAGACAAACUGCAUAAGCUUGAAGCACUUUUAGAAGAGAAAAGCAGGAUAAUUAGCGAAAUUAUGACCCAGCAGAAUGCUAAUUCUAACUGGAGAAAUGAAAAUACUACAAGCAACGUAGAAUUUGACCCUGAUUUAAGCAAGGUGAAAGAUGAGCUUAAAAGACUAGCUUAUUUAGUUGAAGAAAGAGAAAGAAACAGAUACCAGGAAAAAGAAGCACUAAAUAUGACUAUCAGCAAGCUACAAUUGUCAAUAGAAGUAGUCAAUAAUGCCACGAAGAGUGAGACUGAAACAAUGGAAAAAGAAAAUGAACUUCUGAAUAAGAAAAUGGAAAUGAUUGCGUCAGAUUGCGAAUUAAUUAAAAAGCAAAGAGAUGAAGCUCUUGACUUUAUCAGCAGAUCGAAAAAGCUUGAUAAAUUUAAUAAAAAUGACAUUAUUUUGUUGAUUGAUCAUCUGAAAGGAAAUGACCAAAACAGGAUCAAUAAAUUGAGGCAGGAAAAUAAAAGGCUUACGAAUUCUUCACUUAAAAGAACUAAAACAGGCGCUUAA
Messenger RNA from Blepharisma stoltei, 4103 nucleotides. NCBI's taxonomy places the organism in Eukaryota, Ciliophora, Heterotrichea, Heterotrichida, Blepharismidae. The record is from the annotation of a GenBank genome assembly.